AUGGGUCUCUCAGGCCGAAAAGUCAAGCAGCGCAUCCCGAACGACCCGCGCAAUCUUUCCUGGGCGGACGAUGCGGCCAAGUUCGGGCAGGCGUACCUCGCGAAGAUGGGCUGGGACCCGUCGAAGGGACUCGGGGCGUCCGGGGAGGGGCGCACGCGCGCGAUCUCUGUGGACCAGAAGCUCGACAUGCUGGGCAUCGGGAUGCAGCACCAGCGGGACGCGAAUGGCUUGGCGUGGCAGCAGAACCGCGACUUCGAGAAUCUGUUGAAGAGGCUGAACGGUGCGGCGGAGGGGGCGACGGAGGAGGAUGGGAUCAAGGGGGAGAUGAAGGGGAUUAAAAAGGCGAGGAAGGGCGAAAAGGAAGAAGACGGCGGGUUGACGUCUGAUAACGCCGCAUCGGCCGCCCCCGCCGUUCCCAUCGUUGCGCCGACGCCCGUCCGAGCACCCCCUCGCACGCACCGCGCGCGCAUCAUUGCUGCGAAACGUCUCGCCUCGCGCACGCCCGCCGCGCUCUCCGAGAUCCUUGGCAUCCCCUCCUCCUCCAUCCCCGCCACGCCCGCUGCGCCCUCGCCGCUCUCCACGCUCACGCCCUCCGCGCCCGCGACGCCCGCCGACGCGGCGGCCGAUCUCCAAAAGCUGACGACGGCGACGCAGUCCGUCGCGGACUACUUCAAGGCGAAGCUGGCGGCGAGGGCGCGCGGAUCUGGGAGCGCGACGCCCGUCGUGAAAGAGGAGACGCGGGACGAGGAGGACGACGCGCCGCGGAUGGGGCUGGGUGCAUCAAGAUCAAGGAGCGCGGUGUUUGAUGAGCGGGGGAGCGCACAGGCGGGGAUUGAGGCGUCAUCGAAGUUUGGGGCCGUGUUUUCGGCCGCACAGGAUGCCGACCAUACGAAAGUUGAGGAGGCGCCAGCGACCGAUUCGGUGCAGGCGGAAGGAGGAGUGGAGGGCGAGGACGAGAAGUCGAUGAGGAAAAGGGCCAAAGAGGAAAGGCGGAAAGAGAAGGCGAGGAGGAAACAGGAGAGGGAGCGGGAUGGAGGAGAAUAA
Messenger RNA from Heterobasidion irregulare TC 32-1, 1044 nucleotides. RefSeq lists its product as uncharacterized. The coding region runs from base 1 to 1044 and encodes 347 amino acids. The record is from RefSeq and is a predicted model, not a curated record. NCBI's taxonomy places the organism in Eukaryota, Fungi, Basidiomycota, Agaricomycetes, Russulales, Bondarzewiaceae. The transcript has 4 exons. Gene Ontology annotation, molecular function: nucleic acid binding.